This is a messenger RNA of Trichophyton verrucosum HKI 0517, 2343 nucleotides long. RefSeq lists its product as uncharacterized. NCBI's taxonomy places the organism in Eukaryota, Fungi, Ascomycota, Eurotiomycetes, Onygenales, Arthrodermataceae. The record is from RefSeq and is a predicted model, not a curated record. Gene Ontology annotation, biological process: protein K11-linked ubiquitination; anaphase-promoting complex-dependent catabolic process; positive regulation of mitotic metaphase/anaphase transition. Gene Ontology annotation, molecular function: protein binding. Gene Ontology annotation, cellular component: nuclear periphery; anaphase-promoting complex. Bases 1 to 2343 code for a protein of 780 amino acids. The transcript is spliced from 4 exons.
AUGGCUUCACCAGCGAGCCCAUCAGCCAUCGCGGCCGAAGAAGAAGAAGAGCCUGUAACGCUCAACUCGGUGGCUGAAAAGGACUUGACUGCAAGAUGCAAGCCGCGGACCAUCGCAUACUGUCCUAACAUGGACCUGGUUGCAGUCGUUACAGAGGACGAGCAGGUGAAUGUGUACAGGCUGAACGGCCAGCGGGUGUUUGGCGGGGCCUAUGGGCUGGGAGAGGAAGACGGGGAGAAGGGCGUCGUGAGAGCCGUAGUGCUAAGGUGGAAGGAGAAUGGACGGGUGUUGGCCGUUGCUUGCUCGGAUAACAGGAUACGCCUGUUGAGCUCCUACAGUGGGAAGAUGGUGCAUAUCCUGACGGCAGAGCCUGCACAGGCGCCGUUCUCAUCGCCGCAACGGCCAAGCGGGAGUAUUUCAUGCAUUGGAUGGGGUGUCAGCUUUGCAGAAACGGAUAGCCUGUUGAAGAACCUGAAGGAUCCAGAGGGCAAGCUGAGUCUAGAUGACCUGUUGAUGUCUGACACGAAGCUGUCUACUCAUCUGGGGUUUCUCAAGGCGGAUUUACCGCGUGAACUAGCCCUGCUGGACAUUGAGGGUUCGCUGCCGAAGCUGAGUACGCUGCCGUCUACGGGUGAUGAGUACGUUGGCCGUCUUCCCCUAGUUGAUAGCAUCCAUGCUAAUGGUAUAUCUAGUGACGAUGUGUUUAGUAGCAGGGUGUCUCUUGACUCUAUAUUCCAUUCUCCGGUGAAGAACCCUGGAGACUCAGUGGAUGUGCUGCUUGCCGGGCUUGAUGACGGCUCAAUCCACAUGAGGAUCUUCGAGAGCUUUGAGAUCGGUUCUAUCGACGUGUCUAGCUCCCUGGAUGGGUCAGAUAGUGAUACUGGCGAAGGAGGAGGAUAUAAGACUCUGCUCCAUGCAUCCCAUCCGAUGAGCACGACGCAUGCACUUCUCUUCCAGAGCGAGGCCGGAAUGAAACUGUUAAAUUUAGACCUACGGUUCAUCACCAAGGCAGGCAGGUAUCUGCCCCUGCUUGCGUCGAAGGUCACACAAUUGCAGAAUCUACUCCGGUAUAUCAAGCAAGUGCAAGCACAGAUGCACCUAGAGUGGAAAAAUGCACGAGAACUGCCUAUCCGAUACCUGAGAAAUAUCAAUGAAGAGUUAAAGGAGCAGUGCCACUGCGAUUUUGUCACGGCUACCUAUCACUUAAUAGUUACAGGUGAUUGCUAUGCCCCCUUGAAGGAAUUUCUCGCUACCACCAUCAGCGACAGAGGACAAAAAAGAUGGGAGAAGACUGUGGCUGGUGGCUAUGAAGCCCUCCGCCGACUUGCCUAUGAAUGUCUGAUGCCAGCUCUGGAACGCUGCGGCGUGCUACUAAGCCGACUGAUAGGCCUAUCAAAGUACCACCGCAUCAGCCCGAUCCUAGGCCUGGAGACGACCUAUCUCAAGGCAUGCGUUGCAACUCUGGACUGCCUUACCUUGCUAGCUCACAAGGUCGUGCUUCACAGCAGCACAGAGCUCAAGGAGUUCCAUGCCUUUUCCCACUGGAUGCAGCAUGAGAUCAAGCUCCAGUCAACGGAUCCAACAUCAUCGACGAUAGAUGAGCUAGUAGAGGCGGCAGACGAGAUUGACUAUGGCACAACGCUGGGAUAUGUCAAGGGGGCACUCACCAACAGUGCCUUGCAAGGGUUUUUGCAGGUACCACCACCACCAGGGGCACCAGGGGCACCAGGGGCAGAUCCAGAAGACAGGAAACGAUGGGAUGUCGAUAUUCAGGACGACGGCACAUUUUACGAAGAAUACAAGAAAGUAGUAUCGCAGCAUGAGUCGCAGAGAUCAGCCGAAGGACUAUCGAUACCGAUGCUGGGUGACCUGACUGCCAGGCUUUCGGCAGAGUGUGAUCAGGUGUUCAAGCAGAUAGCAGAGACACAGCGAAGAGGAACGCUAUUCCGGUCUGCUCUCAAGCUGAACGAGGACUGUGACGCUACCUUCCUCGACAUGGCCAUGAAUUUUGAGGUGAGUGUGCGUCGUCUUGUCUUCCGGGUGAAGCUGGCUGACGGCGUUUCUCAGGAGUACGAAGGUGAAAGCCUGCCCUCAAUAUAUGCUGCAUCCCGAUCUCGCACCACCGCACACAAAUUCUACAUCUACCGGCACAUCCUCAGCGUUGUCAACGGGGUGAGCUCGACCAAGGCCAGCCUCCAGGCCACCGUCGAGCUCGGCUCGGGCAGCAUCCAGGACCUCAAGUUCGUUGAAGACGGCACUCUGAUGCUCCUCUGGAAGUCCAAAGGCAUGUUUCUUCUUGUUGUCUUUCUUCUCUUUACAUGCUCUGGUCUAACAACCCCCUAG